Molecule: messenger RNA, 2699 nt
Organism: Nicotiana tabacum (common tobacco)
Lineage: Eukaryota; Viridiplantae; Streptophyta; Magnoliopsida; Solanales; Solanaceae
Product: protein SODIUM POTASSIUM ROOT DEFECTIVE 2
Molecular function (GO): metal ion binding
Source: RefSeq, a predicted model, not a curated record
UAUCACUUCCUUCAAUUCCUCUUCCCGUAGUAAACAACUCACUCUCCUUAUCUCCUUCUAUCUCAAACACUUUCAAUCAUAAAAGCAUUCUCUCAAACAGUUCCUUGCACUCUUUUUGCUUUCACCAAAAGUUUCGAUUCAGAUUCUCUAAACCAUUAAUUAGCCUUCAAAUUCCACUACUUCCCAUAUAUUUCCUUACAUUUCUAGACUCAUAAUUUUCUUGAAAAAUGAAAGAUAUAUUCUGUGCAUCCCAAGCUGCAACAGCAAUAUGUCUUAGUAUGGAAGAAGCUUCUUCCUCUUCAGCUUCCUCUUCCAUUAUCCAACUCGGCGGCGGCAGCAUUUCCAGCAGUCGCGCUAUUGACCGGUACAACCCCAUAAUCAGGGAUUCGCGACGAACAGGUCCUAAAUCCGUCUCUGCUCCUUGCUCAGCUCACUCACCAAUUUCACCAAAACCUCAGAACAAGAACCGAAAAACAUCCUCGAAACCAGCUAAAGAAACCAAGAGAAAAGGCUCAAGAAAGCCAUUGAUAGCUAAGGAUAAUGAUGAGAAAAGGAAGAGCAGUGCUGAGGGAAAUGAGAAUAUUAGUAUUAAGACUACAACUAGUAGUAGCUGGAGAUGCACAAAACCUGGUGAAUUUAUAACACCGCCUGGUUCUUCUAGGUAUCUUUUGGGUGAUCAGAAAAGUAAUUUGUUGGAUGCUUUAUCAGAUUUUGAUCCUAUUCUCAAGUUGGUUCCUAGUAAUUCUGUGGAAGCUGUGAAAACAGAAACAGAUGAAUCUUGUCCUACAAAACCACCACCUGCUAAUCAGGUGGUUGUUCUUAGAGUUUCACUGCACUGUAAAGGAUGUGAAAGGAAGAUGAGGAAACAUAUAUCCAGAAUGCAAGGCGUGACAUCUUUCAACAUAGAUUUUGCUGAUAAGAAGGUAACGGUUAUCGGGGAUGUGACACCAUUAGGGGUUCUUGCAAGCAUUUCAAAGGUGAAGAAUGCACAGCUUAUGACACCAACGCUAGCAUCUUCAGUCCCUUCUUCAGCCAAAGUUAAUUUAAGUAAUUCUGAGUUCAUGAAAGAUGUCAAGCAGCAGUUGAUAAAGCUGAAAGAUUGUAUCCUCAGCUGCCCGGAAAGGAAAAGGAAUCUGGUAAUAAUUUUCAAGGAAGCUUCCUCUUUCAUAUUCAUUCUCUUUCGUUUUACUCUGAGCAAUGGGGAAGGUGAGAGGGUGGAGCCAAGUUUACAAUUUCAUUUGUUACUCACUUCGUUUCAGUUUAUGUGAUCUUACUUUUUUAAUAUGUUCCAAAAAGAAUAACUCGUUUUUAAAUUUGAAAAUAAUUUAACUUAAACUUCCCAUUUUACCUGAAAAUGAGAAGCUUUCAUAGUCCUUAACCAACUAACCUUACUUCGUAACAUUAGCUUCCAUUUCUUUAUAGUUUUCUAGUUCAAAUAAGUGACUUUGUAACCUCAACGUACUUUUUUUUUCUUACUGUAACAUAGGUCUUCGCCACUUCAAACGGGCACUUCGCCCCUCUUUUUUUUUGAAUUAGAAAGAGCGGGGUCUUACUUAUCAGGGGGGAUGAAAGACAAAUAAAGGGAUCAUGGGGUCGGAGAAAGAGAAGGGGCGUGGUUAGUGUCACUAGGUUGGUGGGGAACCCAUAGGAAGGGGGGACAACCCACCAAAUUCACAUAAAAAAUCGCCAAAGACCACUUCUAUUCUCGGAUAAAGACCAUAAAUUGUCGAACAGGAUGAUAAAUGAAACCGAUGGAGUAUUAGUUAGCAAGCUCCCUUCCUCUGUGCCAAUUAAUCCAUACAUACAUAGUCAAAUCUCCAAACAUUUCUCCAAAGGUUCUAUUUUGAUGAAUCUCAUAAACCCAAGGAAAAAAAAAAACCACCUAUUUAGGUAUGUGAGUAAUAUGAAGACUAGGCUAAUGUCAGUGCAGCGCCAUUCUACUGUUGAUUAGAAAUAUGUAGAAUUAUUUACACUAUAGCCUGUAUAUUGAAAACUUUCCAAUGAAAAGGAUGCAUAUAUUGUUGUCAUACAACUUCGUAUAAAGCAUAUCACAUGAGUCAUGACACUUGAAUCAAGAGAUUUUCCAAUUCAUUGAAAAUGGUUUAAAAGAAAAUGCUGAGGUUUUGUGUUAUUACUAAGAUUUUCUUUCCACUAGUAGAUUCAGUAUAAACAGAAAACUUCAAGACAUGAAGAGAAAAGAGCAUCUUUGGACUCAUUAACUUUUUCUUUCUUCUCAUAACUGAGAUAUCCCCAAUGGUCAAUGGCACACAGUUUGAAAAUCAGUGAAUAAUGAGCACCUCAACUCUUCUCCACUUAAAUACAAGUUUUUUGUUUAUGGUGAGAUCCGAAACCGUGACGUGCGCCUAACCCAUACAUCACUUGUUGCGCUCUUCCCAUUAGACCAAAGCCCAGGAGGCAAAGAGAAAUGAAUUUCUAGAGGGCUAUUCAGUUGCGAGAAAUCUCCAAAAAGUUGCCGCACCCGUAUCGGAUUCUUAAAAAAUACACUACUUUUGGAGGAUCCGACAUGCACCCGACGGCAUGUUUUGAGAGUCCGAGCAACAUAGCUAUUCACAGAAAACCCCAUGUAGGAGAAGAUCAACAUAAUAUGUACUAAUGAACUUCUAACUUGUAUUCCACAAACUAGAUAAGCAACUAUAUGGAACAUGAAAUGUUGUAGCCUGAUGCUCAAGUUAUGUUUA